Molecule: messenger RNA, 7769 nt
Organism: Synchiropus splendidus (mandarinfish)
Lineage: Eukaryota; Metazoa; Chordata; Actinopteri; Syngnathiformes; Callionymidae
Gene: clcn5b
Product: chloride channel, voltage-sensitive 5b
Exons: 17
Coding region: 480-2939 (819 amino acids)
Biological process (GO): chloride transport; transmembrane transport
Cellular component (GO): membrane; synaptic vesicle; Golgi apparatus
Molecular function (GO): voltage-gated chloride channel activity
Source: RefSeq, a predicted model, not a curated record
AACACAGAUGUUGCAAUAACCGGAAGUUGAGAAAACCAGUUUCGCCAGAGUGAGAAGGCAUAUAAACACUCCAUAUUAGUUUUAACGUGAAUGUAUACCGCAAGUAAAGACUAUUGGUGACUGUCACAGUCUUUCGUGAAAUGUUUUAAAUAAAAAAAGCGCCGUACGCUUUAGCUUCAAAUUCUCCCGGAAGUUUCAGUUUCGUUAGCUUGACGCUAAUGCUUUCCGCCGCAGUUAUAAACAACCCAAACGACUGACAACGUAUCUGCGCGCUGACUACCGGAUAAUUUUGUGCACUUUUCUUUGGUUUUUCUCUGUCAACACGUAAGCGUUGUUUCACAGGAUGACGCAGCCUUGUCGAGGAUCCGUCGGCGUCCCAAGUUUACAUCAGCUACUGUUGACAUAAGCAGCCUACAGUAGACAAAUCCGAGUCACAAGACCACAACCAGCUGCUGCUCUUCUCCACAGGACUUCGAAGGAUGGACAACUCCGGGUAUUGCUCAGGGAGUUUGGACAACCUUCACCAUUCAAGUGAUGAAGACGAUGAUGAACUGGUGGACAUCGCAGGCGCCACUCUCGACUUCUCCUCCGCUGACGAUGACCCUCCACUUAGCUCAGGAGUUUAUGACGAGUAUGGCAGCAGUUGCAGCGGAGCAGCCGGCAUGAAUGGAAAUGGCCCUAGUAGGCUUGUGGACCCUCUGGAGGACCCCGUGCCUGGAGUGGGCACCUAUGAAGACUUCAACACCAUUGACUGGGUGAGGGAGAAGAGCAAAGACAGAGACCGGCACAGAGAGAUCACGAAUAAAAGCAAACAGUCAACUUUGGCGCUGCUGCUGAGCAUCAGUGAUGCGUUCUCUGGAUGGCUGCUGAUGCUGCUGAUAGGACUCAUGUCAGGUGCAUUAGCCGGUGGUAUUGAUAUUGCAGCCCACUGGCUGACAGACAUGAAGGGUGGCGUUUGUCUCAUCGGUUUCUGGUUUAACAAUGAGCAUUGCUGUUGGACUUCUACGGAGACGACGUUUCAGGACAGGGACGAGUGUCCACAUUGGCAGAGCUGGGCUCAACUCAUCACGGGAACCUCACAGGGACCCUUAGCCUACAUCAUCAACUACUUGUUCUACAUCUGUUGGGCCCUUCUCUUCGCUUUUCUUGCUGUCUUACUUGUCAGGGCAUUCGCUCCUUACGCUUGUGGCUCCGGAAUACCAGAGAUUAAAACCAUCCUGAGUGGUUUCAUCAUUCGAGGCUACUUGGGAAAAUGGACUCUUAUCAUAAAGACCAUAACUCUGGUUUUAGCCGUCUCGUCCGGCCUCAGUUUAGGCAAAGAAGGGCCCUUGGUCCACGUAGCCUGCUGCUGCGCCAAUAUUUUGUGUCACCUUUUCACCAAAUACCGCAAAAAUGAAGCCAAGAGGCGAGAGGUUUUGUCUGCAGCAGCAGCUGUUGGGGUGUCAGUGGCUUUUGGAGCACCAAUUGGAGGAGUAUUGUUCAGUUUAGAGGAGGUCAGUUAUUAUUUCCCUCUGAAAACUCUGUGGCGCUCAUUCUUCGCUGCUCUGGUAGCGGCAUUCACCCUGCGCUCCAUCAAUCCGUUUGGAAACAGUCGCCUUGUGCUGUUCUACGUAGAGUUUCAUGCUCCUUGGCAUUUGGUAGAGUUAGCCCCGUUCAUACUCCUAGGAAUAUUUGGUGGCCUCUGGGGGGCGCUGUUCAUCAAGGCCAACAUCGCCUGGUGCAGGAGACGUAAAACCACACGUUUGGGUCACUAUCCUGUGGCUGAGGUGUUGGUGGUCACAGCACUGACCGCUGUCAUCGCCUAUCCAAACAGCUACACCAGGAUGAGUGGUGCUGAGCUGAUAUCAGAGCUGUUCAACGACUGCUCCGUGCUGGACUCGUCUCAGCUCUGUGGUUAUCAGCAGCCAGCCAAUAUAUCAGAAACAGGUGUGGGCAACAGCUUGGCAGACCGGCCGGCAGGGAAAGGCCUCUACACCGCGCUGUGGCAGCUGGCCCUGGCUUUAAUCUUCAAGAUGAUGAUCACAGUGAUUACCUUCGGUAUGAAGGUUCCCUCGGGUCUUUUCAUCCCCAGCAUGGCUGUAGGAGCGAUUGCCGGCAGAUUGCUGGGUGUGGCCGUGGAGCAGCUGGCCUACUACAACCACGACUCCUUCUUAUUCAAAGGCUGGUGCUCACCAGGAGCAGACUGCAUCACCCCGGGCCUCUAUGCCAUGGUCGGGGCGGCUGCUUGUUUAGGUGGAGUAACUCGUAUGACUAUAUCACUUGUCGUCAUCAUGUUUGAGCUGACUGGUGGUCUGGAGUACAUCGUUCCCCUCAUGGCUGCAACCAUGACCAGCAAGUGGGUGGCGGAUGCUUUUGGAAGAGAAGGAAUCUAUGAGGCUCACAUCAGGCUCAACGGUUACCCGUUUCUGGAACCUAAAGAAGAGUUUGAUCACAGCAGCCUUGCUGUGGAUGUGAUGAGACCCAGAAGGUCUGACCCUGCACUGGCCGUUCUGACACAGGAGGGCAUGACAGUGGAGGAAGUGGAGUCUUUGGUGGAGAACACUCACUUCAGCGGCUUCCCCGUGGUGGUCUCUCAGGAGUCUCAGCGGCUUGUGGGGUUCGUCCUCAGAAGAGAUUUAAUCAUAUCAAUCGACAACGCCCGGAAGCGUCAGGAGGGUGUGGUCAGCACGUCUGCGGUGGUGUUCACCGAACACGCUCCGCCACAAGCUGCCGAGGCCCCUCCCCCUCUUCGUCUCAGGGGCAUCAUGGACCUGAGUCCUUUUACGGUCACUGAUCACACACCCAUGGACAUCACCGUGGAUAUUUUCAGGAAGCUGGGUCUUCGUCAGUGUCUGGUCACACACAAUGGGCGACUGCUGGGAAUAAUCACCAAGAAGGACAUUCUGAAACACAUGGCCCAAAUUGCACACAGAGACCCGGACUCCAUCCUCUUCAACUGACGGCCGUCUCUCCGUCCUCUCAGCCGCCGGGAUGAUGCGCACCUUUACCUCUGCGAAAGACCAGCUUGAGCUUCAUUUGCACGUGACCAUAGAACAAUGGUAUUUUUGUACGACGGGAGAGCUCAGUGUGAGAGCACCACUCUGACGCACAGCGCUCAGCUGCUCUGAGUCACUGUGCGCUGUCUACAGUUUUGCCCAAAGGGAUGAUUGAGGAAGAAUUGGUCCGUUUGACCAGGUCAGCGGAGAAAGCCAUAAGUUAGACCAGAAGUUUCUCUUCCCAGGUUCAUGCCUUGCCACGCUGGAGGGCUGGUGUGGGACAGAUAAUCUCCAAUUUCACAGCUGACGCAAAGAGAGGGGAUGAGGAUGAGGAGCGGAAUGAAGACACGGAGAUGGAGAGAGGUAUGGGGAGCUCUCUGCCUGCCCCCCGGCUGCCAGAGCGAGUCCAGACCUGGAUCCCCAAACUGAGUUGAUGGAUGCUUCAGGAUCCCCUCCUCCUCCUCCUGCCUCCCUCAGUGAGAUUUUCUUUAGCUUUGGGGCAAAAAUACAGAGUGUGAGAAACUGUCUCUCAUGUACACCCAGCCAUGCUUCAUCUCUCUGAAAGCUGUUCUGUUCUUGUUGAAACCACCUCUGGGAGGUCCCGUUAUCCAUGUGACACCCAGUCCAUGUCUUAUGAAGGUAAAAUAAUUUGUCUAUACAUGUGACAAGAUUGUUCAACUAAAUUAUUGCAUUGACAUAAAUGAAUGAUUCAUGUAGUUUUUCUUCUCUUGGUGAUACAGAGCUCUGGCUCAAUAACUCAAACAGUCUGUUCAUACAGCGUCACUUGGGCUUGAAACCAGGCGGGGCUCGAGUCAACUCACGCUUUACAACUUGAUUAUUUUGCUCUUCAGGCCACAAUUAAGCUGAAAUUACAGUUGUCACGGAGCCCUUCCUUUUUUCCCAGUGUAAAUUGUCUUUCUUCUGUUGUGUGAAAAAGGCUUGUAAAUCUGUUCAUUUACAACCACCUGGAUAUGAGCAAGCCAAAUGUAGACAGACAAGCACUCACACCUACAAUUUAAAGGCCACCAAUUAUCCUCUGUAUAUUUUUGAAGUGUGGGAGGAAACCAGAGUGCCAGAGGAUACGCUCACAAGCACGGGGGAAGCAGCAUACAACCCACUGACGGGAGGCCAAUUCGCUCCGACGCUCCUUUUUCAAAGGUUAUCAGAGGAGGAGCAGGUUGAUAAAAAUGCGGUGUGACGUCACCAGAGCCACUGAGGCACCCCACGUUGGAUGAGCGCAUCAUUUAAAUUUUACCCGGUACAUAUUCGUAACCUCCACUGCUCCUGGUUCUGUGAAUCAUGGGUCUUCUUUCAGGAACAAAAUAUAAGACUUGAAAGGGACCCUCUUCUGCUCAUUUCAUGGGCUUUGACAGCACUGCAGUGAGUUCCUGUCAGUCAGCUACGCCAUAUAAGUUUCCGAUUAUGAUGAGGAGGAAACAGCAGACCUCACCUCUCGGCUGAAAUUGAGAGCGCGAGGUUUGGUGCUAGCUACCGAUUGGUCACGGCCAUGUGUCAGUCGUGCAGGUCUGCACGUGAAGUACAUUUAAGGACUUGAUGUUGAACUGUCUUGACGUUCUCCUGCAGAGCCUAAGCUCAUACCAUUUUUAAACAGAGAGCGCCACCUGCUGAGCUCUGAAAAUGAGGACGUUGUUUCCAAGUCUCAUCGGCUCAUCACUAGUUACUGGAACGUGGAAGCCUGUCCAAAUAAUUGCUCACAUGCACGUCUGUAAGAGGUUACAUCACAAAUUCAUAGAGCUUGUGAAAGUCUGGUGAAGAGUCUAACAUGCACAACAUCUGGACGCGGCACUUAUGCAUCACGUAGAUCUAGCGAGGCUCAAACAUUUUCAACACAAUUCAGAAAAGUUGGAAAAGCAAGACAGGGUUCUUUUAAAAAGUAUCACCCCCUGAACUGCUGCAAACUGACCCCGGGUAUCUUGUUAUUCAAGCAGUCAAUGGACUCUUUCACUUGGUCACAUGUGAGCGGGGGCCUCAGUCAGCAAUAAAAAAAAAAGUUGUAAAACUCAAGAACGUAGCUUCUAUGUUCCAGGCAUGGCCAAUAUAUUCAAAUGUAUAAGGAUGAAAGAGGUGAGAAACCACAGGAUUAGAUGAGGGAUUCAGCAGGACUCACUAUUAUUGAAAGUGGAAAAAAACAAUGAGCCAACAAUGAAAUUCCAGACUGCUAACUGAUGGUGUCAUUGCGCAGAUGAAACACUCUCAUAAACAAUGAUUACAUUACAUCUUGAAUGUAAUCCUAAACUACAGUACCAUCCAGCUGGAAUGCAGCAUUAGCUUUUGUGGUUACAAUGUCACACCGGAAAGAAACUAGUCAAACUAGCUCCCAUCAUGAACUGUAACAAUGGAAACCUUUAUUGCUGUUAGUAUAAGAUCCAAAUGUUAACAUAAUCAGCUUCACAACAUGAAACAAGUGGUUGGGGAGGCAAUAAGAGUUCAGCAGCACGCAACACAUUGGGUAGUUCCAGGUCAGAGUUUGCUGUAUUCCCUUCAGUCAGCAUGCCACUCGGAUGGUGUGCUUCCAUUUUCUGAAAAUGAGUGAGAUGAGUGACUAUUGUCUUCAUCUCUUGAAGAGUUCCCUGCUAGACGGCAUAACGUGUGAACACAUUCUUAAGGCCGAAUUUAGCAGAGAAAGUUUCAGUGUUUUUGUGCUCGGGAGGAGCGAGCCACACACGGUCACAGUGGAGGUUCAAUUGAACUCUUGGUCCCUGUUUGACAACUAUCUUUUGACAAGUCCAACAAGACGACUCCCUCCCUAACAAAACACAAACACAGCAGGGUGAUAAAGCACAAGACCUCCCUGACAAAAUGUAAUACUUGAAAUGCUGUUGUUAAAAGUCAGUAUCUCAAUCGAUUGAAUCAGUGUGUUGCUAUCUCAGAAUCUCUGGAUCAAAGGUGCCAUGAAUCUAUUCUUGGCUCACCGUCUCAGCCUUCCAGUCCGGACUUGUUUCUAGCCACACAAUCCUUGUGUGAAGGAAUUUGGAGCUCAGAGGAAGCGUGUUUGUGUGUUGGGAUUUGUCUGCUGGAUAUUUUUUCCUUGUGCAUUUCAUUCGCCUUUGGAAAGUUGACCUGGUUAUGUCUGUGGAUUAGCAUUUCAAUGUCGUCGGCCUUGAUGUGCCAGUGGGUUUGCGCCUGAACUUUGUCCGUCCUGCAAUGACUCAGUGUAUUCUUGAGCUCAGUUCCUGUGGUUGAGGCUUCACAUGGGGCUCAGGUUACCAACCUGCUCGUGGCUCUGGCAUUCUCACACCUCACAUUCUCCCAUGCUCACUUGUGUCGACUCACAUUGACGCUCGUCCCUCCCCGUCUCUCUGUGUUAUCUCGUAUCUUGACUCUUUUCUUGUCCAGUUUCCUCCAGACAUGUUGCCUUACCUCAUCCGCAUCUCUCCUGCAUAUCAUUCCUCCAGUUCCCAGGACUGCCAUUGUCUUGCUGCGCAUUACAAAGCCCCCGAAAUAUUUCCAUGUGGUAAUAGGCCAAUUCAAGGUGUCACCCUACACCAGCAAGUGUCAGAUCUCUUUACCUGUGUGUGUGUGUGUGUGUUUGUGUGUGUGCGCACACAAGGGUUGGACCACGACUGAAAUAUUUGUAAUUUCAAGAAUGGCAAUGAGAUCUGUCUCCUCUGUCCUCUGGGCUUCACCUGAGGUUGUGGGACGCAGGUUCCCACCGCUUCAGUCUCUGCUGCUGCUCGCGUAACAGAAUAUUCACACUGACCUUUCAAAGUGAAAAAGCUGACACCAGACAACUGUUUGGAAAGGUUUGAUUUCAAGUGAGCCACUCUGAAAUUCCAGUUCAACAAAGUGCCUUUACAUACAAUCAAAGGAAACUGUGAGUCAGGGAGCAGCAACAAUAAAGUGCAGUGUGCAGAGAGUCUCUCUGCCAUCACAGAGACGCUCCAUAUGAGCUAUCUAUCGGUCCUCUUAUAUUCAGCAGAUGUGAAGGAAGUCAGAAGACAAUUGUUACAAAUGAAUGUGUGGGUGUUUGUGUUGAGGCCUUCAGUCCAUAAACAUUACUUCAGAAUAUGAUAACUCAAUCCUCUGGGUUAUUUCUUAUGCUUUAAUAGUACAUUUGUUCAGAGGUGGAGAGACUUUUUUUUGGAGACACCCUGUAUUAUAUGACAGUAACUCAACAAUGAUGACAUGAAAAAGGUGAUAAAACAUGAUAGAAAAAACACUCAGGUCACACUGGUCUAAGCCUCUUCGCCUCGACUUGCAUAACUUGGUAAGUAAAAUCUGUUCUUGAAGCCACUUGAGAUAAAACUGGGGGUCAUCUGGUGACUUAGAGCCUGCUGACUUCCUGACCAGUUCAAAGAGAAAGCCGGAGAUCCGUUGCUGUCUGUGGCCAGAAGGCUAGAUCCGAAACGAGUGGUUUCCAUGGAGCGCUUGGUGCUCGAAUCGUUCUUUAUCUGCGAGAGUUGAAUCUCUUCAUUCAGUGGAAGGGAUCGGAAAUUUCUGGCGCUCGGUUUGAUGUUUUGUGGUGUUCGGUCAACUAAAGAGGAGGAGCAGUGUUGAGAGGAUGUGUGUCACUGUUGAGCUGGAGGACAUGGUCCAGACAUGCUAAAGUAGUGGCUCGGCCUCAUGAGUCUCAGUGGUGCAUCUGUGUGAAAUUUAAAGGGGCUGUGCUCAUUUCACGGGGUUUUAUGAUGAUUUUGAAACCCCAGAGGAGCAGUAUGUUCAGUAUCUUUUAAUAAAGCUCUCCAUAAAUCCCAUAUAGUUAGAUGAUAAAAUCUGCCUCCUUCACUUCUCAGUUACGACACACAGAUUACAGCCUUCGUUCACUCACUAAGU